GUGGGCAAAUACAGUGUCGCGCACUUCUAACGCCAAAACUGUACGUAUGGAAGCUUCCAAACGCACACAAUAGGGUAGUCAUUUGCGAUGGUUGUUAUUGAAGGGUGGUACAUCCAACGGGAUCAACCCCAUCCCCAUCCGCCAGAAGUAAUCGAAUCUCAAGUGGUAUCACUGUUUGCCAACGAGGUGCGGCUAGAAUGCGCUUUCUUAAGUACUUCUAUGGAUUAGUUAAUUCCGAUUAGUAGCCUCGCGGUUGUAUACGGGAACGGAUUGCGCUAGAAGAAAAGACCUCAAGAUGAGUGACGGUGAUCAUUCGAAAGUUGGAAAGUUCUACCGAGGAUCAACGGUUUUCAUCACAGGGGCCACUGGAUUUCUCGGUCAGGUUCUUUUGGAGAAGAUUCUGCGGUCGUUGGAUGUCGCGAAAGUGUACGUCAUGAUCCGAGCUAAACGAAAUUCCACUGGCGCAGAACGUCUGCACAGGAUACUGGAAGGGGCAUUGUUUGAUAAAGUUAGGCAAGAUCCACCUGGGAGCAAGGAGCUGCGAAGCAAAGUGAUACCAGUGGAGGUUGAUUUGAGUAGUGAUGGUGAUCUGGUCGAGGGAGAUAUAAAAUCGAGACUACUGGAAGAAGUCGAUGUAGUGUUCAAUCUGUUAGCGUCAAUUAGCUUCAAUGAGCCGCUGGAUUGUGCGAUGAGAACAAAUGUGGUAUACAGCGACCGUUUGCUGGAGUUUGUGAGUCAAAUGAAGCGACUCAAGGUGGUAGUGCAUGUUUCGACUUUUUAUUCGAAUUGUGACAAAAACAUGAUCGAAGAACGAAUCUACGAUGAUAUCGGAUUUGGAGGUUAUGCCAACAUCAUCAAUAUCGUGUCGAAUAUGAGUGAUUCAGAAGUUCGGAGUAUGGAACCUCAUGUCAUCAAACGGUUUCCAAAUACCUAUACGUUCAGCAAAAAGUGUGCCGAAGUGAUGGUACGAGAAAAAUAUGGAUCACUUCCGAUUGGAAUUUUUCGACCACCGAUUGUCACUUCAACGUAUCAGGAACCAAUCACCGGAUGGAUCAACAACUUCAACGGUCCCUCCGGGCUAGUGGUAAUGCUAUCGGAAGGACUCUACAGUGCCGCCUUCCUGGAUACCCGCAAGCGCCCAUUCAUUGUGCCGGUCGAUUAUUGCGUCAACGCUCUUCUUAUGUGUGCGAUUGACAUUGUUGAGCAACGCUCUCUAGCUCCGAUCAUUCCUGUUUAUAAUUACACAAACCCGGACCGAAUCUUCACAUGGGAUAAAAUCUGUGCUCGGUUCUGCGAAGGACUACCCCCGGGCAAACGAGUGCUGGCAUAUUGCCUAACGGCGACAAUCACCCGCAACCCAGUACGAUACGCCAUUUGUAAAACAAUCAUGCGCAUAGAAGGUUUAUUCCUAGAUUUCAUUCGGCAGCUCCGAGGACAAAAACCAGCCAUGUCGCAGAUUUUCGAACGGAUGAUCAGUCAAAGCGAUGUGCUGAAGUUUUUCACCUUCCGCGAGUGGACAAUGCGUAACGACAACAUUCAACGACUGUGGCGGCAGGAAGUGAGCCGGGAGGAUGCGGAAACGUUUCCCUUCGAUCUAACCCAGGUGGAUUGGGAUGCAUACUAUAGGAGUUUCAUACCCGGUGUGGUCAAAUAUGCGAUCCAGCCCAGGAAGGAGAAGGAACAGAAAUCGAAUGUUGAUAAGGGCAAAUGGGAAGGCAAGCAGUGUACGCUGUACGCUAUCUGGAGUAUUCUGUUUUUCAGUUUGCUGAAAUUGGUGAAGUACUUUAUUGGGCGAUAAGUGGCAAUAAAACGGUAAUGCUUGUUUUGAAUUAUGUCAAUAAAUGAAUUAUAUCAAUGUGUAAUUUAAAUAGAAUCGACCAUUUUUACUUCAUUCACUAAGCACCUCAUAUGUCUCAUAUAAAAUAAGACCUGCCAAAGAUAAGCACAACUUAUUAUAACAAACAAAUAUUUAACUAGUAUCGCAUUAGCUUCAACUGGUUUCGAACUCUUCGUUUCAUUUGUAAGAUAUUGUUUUACACUAAUAAUUAGCGAUUAACGUAAGAUAUUGCAUUUUAAUAUUCUAUGGGUUCUAGUAAACUGAAUGAAGGGAAGUAAAAUUCUUAUCAAUACAGAUAUAUCAAACUUAUACUUUCAGCACGCGCACGUUCCGGGAGAGCGCUUGCUGGCUCUGUCGUGCUGUGUAUUACAAGCUGUUAGUUCUCACUAGUGAUGUACAUAGAAAAUAAAACAG
Messenger RNA from Armigeres subalbatus, 2251 nucleotides. RefSeq names its product fatty acyl-CoA reductase wat-like. The transcript is spliced from 3 exons. Gene Ontology annotation, cellular component: peroxisome. The record is from RefSeq and is a predicted model, not a curated record. NCBI's taxonomy places the organism in Eukaryota, Metazoa, Arthropoda, Insecta, Diptera, Culicidae. Gene Ontology annotation, biological process: long-chain fatty-acyl-CoA metabolic process. Gene Ontology annotation, molecular function: alcohol-forming very long-chain fatty acyl-CoA reductase (NADP+) activity. Bases 296 to 1798 code for a protein of 500 amino acids.